AUGACCAAUCGUAGUGGUGCAAUCACGAAACAAGCAUUUGGUCGUAAUGGAAUUCUUGGAAGUUUAUAUGAUAUUCGAUGUGAUCGAUUUGAAGGUGGAAAUUUAUUCAAUCGAAAAUUACCCUCAGACAUGAUAAUUAUAAGUGAUUGUGCAAAAUCUGAUUAUGUCAUUGAUGAAAAUCGAUCUCAAAAAGAAACAUUCGAUAAACUUAACAUUGAAGCUUCAUUAAAAUUAAGUCUUAUGGCUGGUUUAAUCAAAGUUGAUGGUUCAGCUAAAUAUUUAAACCAAACAACAAGUGACAAUCGUACAGUUCGAGUUACAUUUAUGUUCAAUGUUCAAACUAAACAAGAAUCUUUACAAAUAAGUAUGGCUGGUUUAAGUGAUUAUUUUUCAUCAAAUGCGUUCGAAAAUGAAAAUGCAACACAUUGUGUUAUUGGUAUAACGUGGGGAGGAAGAGUUGCAGCGACAUUUGAAGAAAUUUUGUCGAAUUCUGAUGAAGCCAAAGAUCUUCAAGGUCGUUUAGCAGUUGUUUUAGAAAAAAUGUCAGUUGAAGUCACUGGUGAUGCAUCAUUAACGUGUAAUCAUAAGGAAAAUUCGAAAUUGAAUUCAUUAAAAAUCAGUUUUUCUGGUGAUGUUCUCAUUGAAAAUAUUCCUCGUACAAUUGAAGAAGUUUUCUGUACAUUUAAACAAGUUCCAUCUCUUUUAACAAAGCUCAACGACGGAAAAGGACAACAACUCUCAUACGAAUUAUAUCCAUUGAAACGUCUCGCGGAAAUCUUCAAACUGGAUUUACGUAUUCAACGAAUUAUCAACGAAGUGACGAAUAACACUUUGAUUCGAAUUGAAAAUAUCUUCGAACAAAUCAUCAAAGGCAAACGAAUUAUGAACGAUUAUCUCGCGAAGAUUCAACCAUGGCGUAAUUGGCUUCCAUCGAAAUGGAUUGAAACGAUUUCAGCACAUAGAACAAAAUUAUAUGGAGUCGAAUCGGAAACACAACGAAAAUUGGCUUCUUUACUUGACGAUAUUCGACAUGGAAAAGCAGAUGAAAAGAUAAUGAUCACUUUAUUAGAUCAAUUUGAAGAAAAUAAUCCGUGCUCGAUUAUGUCAAUUAACAAUUUUCUUAAAGAAAAUUCUUUUAUUAUGACGAAAAUCGAAUGUUUGAGUGAAUUUGAUCAGAAUGUCUUAGAUGAAAUCGAUGACAAACGACAGAAAACACCCAAUCCAUCGAUUCUUCUACUAAAUAUGAAAUCCAUCGAUGAUUUAAUACAAAAAUAUUACGAUAAUCAUGUUUAUUUAUUACACAUUUCAAAUGAAUAUGAAGAGAAAACUCGAGCGAAUUGGUACAAACAAUUAAGAUGUUUCAAAUAUUUAUACAAACGGGAACGAAAAGGCGAAAGCAAAAAUGGAAUAUUUCAAGUGAUUGAUCAUGAUUUACAUUCAAAUUUGGAUGAAAAACCAAAUUCUUGUGUGAUUUAUUAUGCUCAUCAUGGUGUAAUUCAAACAAAAGAUUUUUCUCAAAGUUCAUUAGAAGAAUUACCGUUGGAACAAAGUCGAGAUAUUCGAGAAGAAUGUCGAUUUUUGACAUUGAAUAUCGAGAAGAUCGAACGAAUUCAUCAAGAUUUCAUCAAAGCACAUCCAAAAGGUGAACUGACUGGACAAGAAUUGGUUGAAGAAUUGACAAAAUUUUAUCCAAAAGGAAAUUUGAAAUAUUUCUGUGAUCUUGCAUUUCCAAUUAUUGACAAAGAUCGAAAUGGUUUAAUUAACUUUCGUGAAUAUAUGUUAAUCAUAUCAUUGAUCGUUCCAUGUGAAAUGGAACAGAAAAUCUCUUUGAUAUUUCAAAUUUGUUCACUGAAUAAAGAUCACAUUGAUCGUCAAAGAUUAAGUCAUUAUUUAGAAGCAGUGAUUCAUUUUCUUCAUCAACCGAAUUCAUCAGACGAACAGAAGAUAAAAUCCAUUGUAAAUCAAAUUUGUCAAUUUAAUCAUGAAAAUAACAAAGAAUGUCUCAUCAACAAAGAUCAAUUCAUUAUCUGUAUGAAGAAGAAUUAUGAAAUAUGUUUGUCAUUUUUACCUCCCAUUGUCUCAUUAUUAUCUUCAAAUGAAAAUCAAUCAAAAACACCAUGUAAAUACGGUUCCACUCAUGAUAAUCUUCUUGAUUCACAAUGUCAAUGGGAUGUCAAUUGUAUGGAUCAAAGUCAACAACAUCGAGACAAAUUUUCACAUUCAACAACACAUGUGAAUAAACCUUGUCGAUAUGGUGUUAAUUGUCUUAUACAAUUCUCAAAAGAUGGUUCGGAACAUAAUUCAAAAUUUUCACACCCGUGUCAAUAUGCUGAAUUUUGUACAAAACAUGAAAUAUAUUUAACUCACGAACCUCUUCGUGUUCCUCUAUGUCGUUACGAUGGAAAUUGUGAGAAAUUGAUUGAUCCUAUUCAUCGAUCGAAAUUUGGACAUAAGAAUUUACCGUAUUUUUUAAUUCCAUGUAAAAAUCAAGAAAAAUGUGUAGAUCAACGGAAAGAACAUCGAAUGAAAUAUUCACAUGGUGAAAAAGUGAAUGAUGUUGUAUCAAAUCAACAGAAACAAACGUGCAAAUUUGGAAUUCAUUUUGAUUUACACGUGUCGAAUAUGACGUCGACUUUAUUCGUUGGGAUAAUAACGGGAUUGGUUCUAAUUCUAAGUACUUUAUUAGGAUAUAUAUUUUCAUUUAUUCGAAUUAUUUUCCAAAAGCCGAUUAUUCCAACAGGUGCAAUUGAAAUUGAUGAAAAAGAACAUAUUUAUGCACAUCCAGAUUAUAGAGACAAGUUAUUAGAUGUUUCUUCAUUUGGUAUUCAAACUUUAUAUGAUGUUAUUUUACGUGGAAUUCAAUUGAGUGGAGAUCGACCACACUUUUCCUUCCGACAAUCAUCAGAUCAAUUAUUUAAAUCUUAUACUCACAAACAAGUAUUUGAAAUCAUCAAAGAAAUUGGUAGUGGUAUUGUUAAUUCCGGUCUCGAACCAUCGAAUGACACGAUUUUUGGUAUUUAUGCAUCACCAUCGGUUAAUUAUGCACUCUGUCUUUAUGCUGCAUGGCCAUAUUCAAUGGUACCGAUCGGUAUUUAUGAUUCACUUGGACGAGAUGGUGUAAAAUUCAUUAUAAAACAAAGUGCAGUCGAAUUAAUCUUUGUCGAUAAUAUUCAACGUAUUCAAAACUUAAUUGAAUGGAAAGAUGAAACAAUUGCUUUGAAAACUAUUGUUUGUUGUGUACAACCAUCAGAUGAAUUGAAGAAACUUGCCGAAGACAAACAAUUAAAAUUAAUCACAUUUGAACAAUUAAAAGAAUUGGGUCGAAAUAAUCCAAUUGAAAUAGUUCCACCGAAAUCGACCGAUAGAGCAGUUAUUAUGUAUACAAGUGGAAGUACAGGUGAACCAAAAGGUUGUGUUCUUAGUCAUGAAGGUUUUCUGUGUGGUAUAUGUGCAAUUCUUGUUUCGGUGAAUUUAACAAAAGUUGAAGUCGAAGAUAUUCCACGAGUUUUAAACUAUUUACCAUUGGCACAUGUAUUUGGUUCGGGAACGAUUAUUGGUAUAACAUAUCUUGGCGGAGAGAUUGGCUUUUGGCAAGGCAAAGUUGAGAAAUUGAUCGAUGAUUUUCGUGAUUUUCGACCGACUGUUCUCGCUAUGGUUCCUCGUUUAUUGAAUAAAUUAUAUGAUAAAGUUCGAGGAGAUGUACGGCAAAAAGGUCUUCUAAGUCGAAUUAUAUUUCGAUUGGCUAUUACAAAUAAAUUGGCAUUAAUUCGUCGUGGUUAUUCCGAAAAAGAUACUUUAUGGGAUAAACUUAUCUUUGAAAAGAUUCGUCAAUCAUUCGGAGGAAAAGUCAAUCGUGUUCUUUCCACUGGUGCUCCACUUUCACCGGAAGUUUGUCAAUUCUCUCGUGCUGCUUUUUCAUGUGUAUUCAUCGAAUGUUAUGGUCAAACUGAAUGUGUGAUCAUCUGUUCUCAAACAUUAAAUGAUUUCGAAUCAGGUGAAACAGGUAUUCCAACACCAGUUACACAUCUUAAACUCGUCGAUGUACCGGAAAAAGAAUAUUAUGCGAAGGAUGGAAUUGGAGAAGUUUGUCUGAAAAGUCCAACAUUGUUCUUAGGUUAUUUAAAAGAUCAAGCAAAGACAAGUGAAGCGAUCGAUGAACAAGGAUGGUUACAUACAGGAGAUAUCGGUCGAUGGACACCUUAUCGAACAAUUAAAUUGGUAGAUCGAAAGAAGAAUAUGUAUAAAUUAAGUCAAGGAGAAUAUGUUGCACCUGAAAAAAUUGAAGAUAUUUAUGCACGAAGUCAAUUCAUAUCACAAAUCUUUGUGUAUGGCGAUUCAUUCGAAAGUUUCCUCGUUGCAAUUAUCAUCUUAAAUGAUGAUUAUGUGAAACAAUGGAAAAUACGUGAAGGUUUUGAUAAUCAAACAACAUCAUCGUCAAUAAUGAAUACGAAAUUAAAACAAAUUGUACUUGAAGACAUGACAAAUGAAGGGAAAAAACGUGGAUUAAUGUCUUAUGAACAAGUUAAAGCAAUUGAAUUUAUUUCUGAACCAUUUACAAUUGAAAAUGGUCUUUUAACACCAACAUUCAAAGCACGAAGAUUUGUAAUUGAGAAGAAAUAUAAACCACUUUUUCAAACAAUAUAUCAAAGUAUUAAGACAUAA
Adineta ricciae is the source of this 4662-nucleotide messenger RNA. The record is from the annotation of a GenBank genome assembly. NCBI's taxonomy places the organism in Eukaryota, Metazoa, Rotifera, Eurotatoria, Adinetida, Adinetidae.